UACAAAUUUAAAGAUGGUUCGACUCGCGACUUAUCAACAAAAUUUCGUGGGUAAACAUUUUACAAAAAAGGAAAACUUUGAAAACUUUGUUGCUGCAUGCAUGGUGAACUUUCAUGCUUAUAGAUCGAAAGCUUUUUCGAAAGCAAUAAACGUGGUGUUGCCACCGAACAAAUCAAUUAUAUUGGUCGCCAUCCAAACCGACAAAGAAUGAACUGUGUAUAUAGAAUUGAAUCCACUUAUAUUUCCAAGUACUGCUUUUGGUGAUCAACAUUGUUCUUUGUAUAAAGUCAGUUUUAUUAACAUAUUAUCGUGUUUUCCCAGGAAGUACAGUGCGGAACUACAAAGACAACGAACUCGUGGUUUAAACAUUUAACUGGCUAACGCUUUCACUGUAUCAGUUUCCACAAUCAGCAGCAGAAUGUCGUGGCUAGUUUAUCGCUGGUUACUCUUGUAUGGUUUAACAUUAUUUGUGUUUAAAGGUAGGUAUUUUAUAGUAAUAUAGCAAACACAAUGUUGAAAUCGAGGUUAAAAGGUAUUUUUAAUAUUGCUUUAUUGGAUUCACCCAAUCAGUUAUAAUAAUAGUUCCUCAUGAGACCAAAUAACAAAAUUCCUCAUGAGACUAAUAAAUUCAAUAUACAAUUCGUAUGUAAUAAAAUUUAUUUAAUAAUAAUAAAAUUAAUAAAUAUUAAUAAUAAUAAUCUGCAAGGUCAUGCAAACCAAACCUUACCCUACACAUUAAUGAAAUCAAACUUGAACUCAACUACCGAGCUGUUGGCUUUUGGUCAUUAAACCAAUGCUCCAAGCUGGCUUGAAAGAUAAAUUAGGCGGUGUCAAAAUGCACAAGUAUCAGUAUGCUACACUGUAAAUUUCAAGGAGUUAAAUUAACUCCAAAAGUGUUAUACUGUCACAAAAAAACGAUGACAAAACAACACUUUUGGAGAUGAUUCAACUGCUUGAAAUUUACAGUGUACUUAGACGUACGCAAUUUAGAGUGUUAGUCAUUGGCUUUAGUUCUAUGUUCAGUGUUACUGUACGUUAUGUUUGGCACUGUUUUAGUAAUCUAGUUUUGUCGCUUCUCGCAUGCUAUACACGAGACUCUGUUAUGGGUGAGGGGGGAUUAAAAAAUUCAUAACUACAUGGUAAAAUUUGAGAGUAUUAAUCUGUGAGAAUUUUAAUCUAAAACUAAAAUAUCCCUAAAAAUAAAUUGGCACAAUAAUUCUUCGUCCUAAAAUCCUAAUGCAAUAAUCCAUAAUCUUUUUUUUUUAUACCUUGUAAAUAAGUACUCUAGGUUGACAAUUAUACUUUUGAGUUGAAUUAUCAUCUUGAAUUUUCAACUAUAUCCCGGAUUUUUAAUUUCAUACCAUUUGUCGUAUGUACUGUAAUGCAAAAGUACGUUAAAUAGGUUGUUGAGUUCUUAUUUUUUGUUUGCAGGUUGUCAGAGUCUUUUUCUCAGGCAUACUCAGUCUGGAAAGUGUAUUGCAGCAGGAAGUCAGAUCUCGGAUGAUAUUAAUUCGAGAAGUUACUGGGUUGAAAUGGUUAACAACAGCUUGAAUGUUAGUGCACAGUUCCGUUAUCUCGAUACAGAACUGUUACAAAAUAUCAAGACUGGAGGGACAUUAGCGUCUAACGCUAAGAAUAAAAUGAAAUUCCUAAAUCGUUUAUUCAUACAUUACGGCAAAAAUAAACAAGGAAAAAAGUUCCAAAGCAGUAGUGAUCAUCAUUUGAAACAAACAGAUGCUGGAUCUUUAUAUCUUUACGAAGUGGACUUUUGUGUUCAGCCUAAUAGAAGUUAUGUUGAUCUGAAAAAAGAUGGAUGUAGUAACGUAGAACAAAACUUUACUUUUGGUAAGUGAAUAUUCAGUACUUCAAUUUUCAAAUACAAGCUUCGUAAAAUCUUUCUCAAUAAGCUUAACCUAAUAACCUUACUAACACCAUCUCGAAGACCUGUUUUGUAAAAAUUGUAAAUAUUUACAAAUUAUAAAUGUAAUUAAUCACUAGUUAACUUCGCUUUCAUCUUUCAUAUCAUUUCAAUCUUAUACCCUUUUACGUUUGCAAAUAUUGUAAUUUGUGUAACUACUAUGCAUGAUUAAAUACGUCAGUGUACCGCGUACACUGUAAAAACAUAUUGGUUAAAAUAACCAGUUUUGACAGUUGUUACAGGGGACAUUUCAAGCUCUAGAACAUACUCUAUAAAAUACCACUUAAUAACAGCAGUGCUGUAUUCUGGAAGUAACUUCGUUACAAGUAACGAUAUUACUAAUCGUCACUUUUUUAGGUAACUGUAACAGUAACUAGUUACGUUUUGAAAAGAGGUAACUGCAUGACAGUGUUACUAUAUAACUAGUUACAUUUUGGCUUAAAAUGGAACGAUAACGCGUUACUUUUCAGACCAACGUUUACGUUGCAUUUUCACGUUAAAAUAUAGUAGGCUUAUAUGCUAUUUUGUUUAUUCUAUCAACUUUUAUUACAUGUAUCUAAUGUGGUCAUUAAACCGAUUGACUGUACAAUAACUCCCCUCCCAUUCCAGUUGGACUAUCCUAUUCUUUACAGUAAUUUACUUAUUAAAACCUGCAGAUGUAACUUUAAACAAGCGGUUACAAAAACUAUUGAAAGUAACUUUUUAACCAGUUGAAACCAUCGUGAAGUAACUUUGUAAUGUUAACUAUUAAUAGUUACAUUUUUGUGGCUUUUACCGGUAACUAUUUCUUUUUACGAGGAUGUAUAACUGUAACUAUAGAGUAUAGUUCCAAAAACAGCAUUGAAUAACAGUUAACCAAGGUCGCGAGAUUGCCAACUCUCGUGCACUCUCAUCCUCGUUUGAUCUGGGCGUAUAAGUAAAUUCGUACUAGUUAAAACAUGAGCAGCCGAUCUUUAUCUGAUAUACAAACUCGAGCGCUAGCCGAAUAUCAGAUAAAGAUCAGAUGCGAAUGUUUUAACGUGCUUAAAGAACGACCCAUCUUACGAGUUCAUUGGCGAAGUAAUUUUAAAAAUAAACAUUGUCUGAGCCGAGAAAAUCAAAGCUGCACGAAGUUUAUGUAAAUCAGGACAAAUCUUUUUCCGAUUUACAAACAUUGAUUAAACAUUCAUUUCUUUUGAAUUUUCUUCAUGAAUUAUUAAUGCAGCAUGCAUGCAGGUCUAAAACCGUCAUAAUUGAACUUAGAUUGAAUUCUAAAAGCACACUGCUCUCUGUGAGUCAGAAUUAAAGUUUGCAUUUACAAGUCUUCAGACAACCUUUUUACUUAUGAUGACAAAAAACUUCAAUCUUGGCCAAAUGCUUGUAGAAUGUAGAACGACUAAACGUUUGCACUACUUUCCCCCUAAAUUUAUUUUUAUUACAUUUUAUAACUAUAACAUUCAAACUCCCCCCGCGCCGUUAUUUCGGUCACAAUAAUGUUGUGCCAGAUUUUCAGGUAUUAUAAUUGCAUAAAACAUCAUUUAAUUACUGGAAAGGGGGAAGGAGGUGAUUAUAUAAGGAGAACAACGUCCGUCGUUGCAUGUGCGCUGUUUAGCCAAGAUUGUAGGUAAGCUACAUUUUUGAGGCGUACGUGCAUCUAUUCGGAGAACACAACUGAUAUUUCCCUGAAAUAAGGUCAUCAAGACUAAGGCCCGGUUUAGACGCCGUGCUUUUCAUGAGCCGAACUUAAUACAAUGAAUUAAGCACAUGAGAAGCACGGCGUCUAAAUCAAUUAAGCACUGCACUUAAUAUUAAGCACGGCUAAAUUAAUAAGUUCGCCUGGUUCAGGCGUGCUACACGGCUGAAGCACAUGUUGAUUUAUACUGCCGUGCUUCACAUGAGCCGUACCAAAUGCAUAAAUUAUGAUAAAAUAGAACAUUUAUAGUACGCGUGCGUUGAUUGGUCGAGAAGCGUGUUUCUACGCGGGAAAUUUCCCGCCUAAAUUUACAAUCGUAAACAAAACAAUUAAGAAUUGUUUAAUACAGUCAAAAUACAAAAACCUUCCCACUUCCGCUUCUGGCUUGUUUUGUAUUUCUGUAAUUUGUUCUAUUUUUUCUGUAGUGAUUUAAUACCGCUUUAUCGGCAAAUAUCGCGGUAGAAUUUCCCUUUCUUUUCUUUAUAUACGUCAAUUUGUAGCAAAGGAUACACCUUUCGUAGACUCUUUGCAUAAAAGUUGCGAAAUUAGGCUUAUAGCGAUAUUUGCUGAUAAAGGCAAAAAGGGUUUCUUGCAGUAAAUUGAUGGAGCAAAGGUCGGCAUUAUUACGCAAUGAGAAUUUGUAAAUAUAUCGAGUCUACUACAAAUCUUUUUUUAGUUAUAUUAAGAAAUAAAUAUAAAGCAUUUAUUAUGUAUGACCCAUACAGUUAUAGAAACACUUGUAGUAGUUUGGGAGAACUCGAAUAACGUGGAAAAACUCGCCCUAAGCCUAUAUAGGUCUCGUUUUCCCACACAUUAUAUCCAGGCAUUAUGCUAUGUUUGUAGUAAUAAGGCUUUUCAAAAAGCAAUUGAAAUUUUUAAUAACCACAAACCUGUAGACGCUCAGAAAUGGCAAGAUUGUAUGUGAUAAACCCUUUUUUCUUAUUAUGAAUUGUCACUCGCCCCAGGUUUCGAAGUGAAGCAGCGCAAAUUAUUAAGUACGGCCAGGGUACGGCUCAUGAAAAGCACGCCUGUCUAAAUCAAAAUUGGAAGUACGCCUAUUUUACUCGAGUAAAAUAUGAAUUAAGUUCGGCUCAUGAAAAGCACGGCGUCUAAACCGGGCCUAACGCCUGUAUUCUAAAAAUGUCACUCACACUGAAACUGAGCUUUCCUUGAGUGUCAGUGCUGUUUUUGAAUUGCUUGAGGGUGAAUAUUCACAUAUAGUAAUGUACGAGGCACUAACCCUCCAUCUAUUCAAAAACGGCACUGACACUCAAAGAUCCGUUUGAGAUUGAGUGUGAGCUUUUAGAAUACAGGCGCAAGUGUUAACAUACUUCAAGACUCUAUAUAUGUUUAAAUGUCUCCAACCAUAUUUAUGUCAGUAUAUAUAUAUUAUUUAUUGUUUACAAAAGUAGUAAUCUUCAUUUUUAGGAUCAGUGACACAGUACGGCACCAAAAUGAAAGAUGUUCAUUGUUCCCCCAAACAAUAUAUGAUGGUCAAGAGAGCUGAUUAUGGAGAUUUUAAUAAAACAGGUUUCUUUAAUGACGAAAAUAUUGACACAACAUGCAGCAGCUUAACCAAUUGUCAGGUAAAAUCUCGUUGUGGUGGAAAUAGAUCUUGUGAACUUACCAUGGACAAUAAUUUAUUACCAUCAGAUUAUUGUCCUGAUACUUCCAAAGAAAUUUACACAGAGUACACUUGUGUUGAUAGCAAUUGGUCAACCGUUAUAACUGCAGGUAAAGUGAAUAUUCUAAAGUCGAUGUAAUAAUAUCUAACAGUUGAAGAGGCCAGGAUGCAUUCAAGACUAGUAAAAAUUGCACCGAACCAAUGUAGCGAGUUAUACGGUGGUGUGAAGCAACUUAAACGUAUCGUUGGAUCCCUGUUUCGAUUUUGGCAUAAUAUGAAGAAUUGUAUCAAGGCUUCAGUCGGAAAAAUAUCAAAGCCUUGAUCAGACAUGAAGAAAUAUCAAGGCCUCAGUUUGUGUUAUCCGCCUUAACCUUCGGCAGAUAACACAAACUUCGGCCUUUUGGAUUGAUCAAUCAUGCUCAAUCUCAUUCAGUAAUUCCUAAAUAGCAUUCUAGCAUGGGAGAGUAUAACAACGCUGAAUAUAUAAGGAGUUAAAACCUGGAGGAAGUUGAAAUUAGGACAACGGUCAAGAAAACCUAUUGGAUUAUAUGUCGGUAACAUUCGAAAAUCUUGCUUUGUUAACGACCGUGUGAAUCAGCCUUUUCUUACGCCAUGCGAUCCGGCUUAAUCUGCCAUUUCUGGGUGGCAAACCCUGACUGGAACAGUAGAUAAGAGAUAACAAGCGAAUAAAUUAGUGAAUCUAUUGCCUGUAUCUACUUCACUGAGUUUCUUCUUCGCUUGUGGUCACUAUUUUUCGCUACGGCAGUUUGACACCCAAAAGCUAUAGCUAGUAUAGAGGAGUAUUUAGAAUGACCGAUUAUGAAGAAAGCGGGAUAAUUUCAGGACAGUUGGUUUCAAGAAUAAAUGUAUUCUCUUUAAUUCAAACUUUCUGUUUUAGCACCUAUUAUAUUAUUAACGGGUUCACCAUACCGGGGUCACAUCACAAUAAAGGAUGGUUCAACUUGGAGAUACGUUAAUGUAGAGAAUUGGGAUAUAGACCGAGAAAAAAUGCUGUGUCAACACUUGGGAUUCAAAGAAACGGACGCGAAUGAUAUUCGUUCUGGAUCGAUUUUGAGUAACUAUAAUAUUGCAACCGGAGACUUCAUAUGUUAUAACACACAGCUAAGUGGAACGUCCUGUUGUAUCCAUCUUGUUCCUUCUACAACUCCUUCAAGAACUUCCAUUCCAUACGUAGAAUGUGAGUAACGGGCAUAAAGCAGUCCAAUAUUAGCGAGUAACGGGCAUAAAGCAGUCCGUAUUCAAUAACGCUUAUGGCUGGAUCUUCAUCAAUGCUAAUAUUACAAUAAAAUAUAUUUUUCGCGCUAUAAAGAUACAAAGAGCUUAAUAAUAUUAUCAUAGUUUCUUAUGUUUUUCUGAUAAUGUACUAAACAUAGAGUUUAAACAUCUUACGUAGCAUGCACAUUAUGUCUGACACCAUUUACGAAGAUAUAAGGUACUGGUCUCGAUCAGGCUUUUAGCCUCAUCACAUAUUUCCCAUUAUAUGGCACAGAUUCAGCUGCCCAAGUAAAUGCCAGUGUAUAGGUGCUGAUUUUCUUUCUCUAUUUUCAUUGUAGGUAAGGUAUGUGAUAAACCAAUACUAAAAGACGUUCCCACGUUCCCUGUAUUUUCUGGCAGUGGUUCUAGCAACUAUAGAAAUGCAAGAUUUUCUGCCAUUGGUUGGUGUGCUUCAGGUUCCACACCUUAUCUUUUGAUCGACCUUCAAAAAGAAUAUCACAUAACACGGGUUGUGGUAAUGGGAAAUAGACGUCAGACGAAAUGGAGUGGGUCAUAUUCAAUGACGUACAGUCAUAAUGGAAGUUAUGAAAAUGAACAAAAGGUAUUUAUGACGGUCAUGAUAGAGUGGAUCAACAAAGCGAGCAAGUUUCAUUCAACUAAAAUAUUUUGAUGGAGAGAAAAUCAAUAUACCAAUUUCACUAGAAUACUGGAUUAUAUUAACAUAUCUAAAUUAAGGUGUUCGAACUUUCAUAGCCACCAUAGGUAUUGCUUACACUGAUAUAGAUAAUAAUCAUAGAGCUAGUCACAAAAGAGGGUAAUUAUAAUGGUCAUUCAUCUAUUCUCGCUUGAUAUCACCGAGCUUUUGCUCAAAUCAACCACAAGUUCAUUGACGUAUAUCCAAAUCGCUUUCGCGACAUUAAUAACAGAAAUUAAAGUAUAUUGCUUCAAAGUAUACAAAUAAUGAAUGUUUAUGAGUGGAAUGGCAAGAAUUUUUUCAUGAGGUGAAAGAUGGAAUGUUCUAUUCAACGAGGCGACAGCCGAAUUGAAUGGAACAUUCCUCUUUCACCGAAUGAAAAUAUUCUUACCAUUGCACGAAUAAACAUUCAUUAUUUGUUUUAUAUAAUACCAAAAUAGACUAAUAUUACUUUUUCAAGAACAGUUUAUUAAAACACCAUUAAAUAAUUAAUAUAAAUACACACAUUUUGACGGAUGCGAUUUAUCGAAAACACAAAGAGUGCAUUGGAAUAAAACGUAUAGUACAAUUGCACUCGCAAAGAGUUCAAUGGAACGUAUUUCAUUGCACUCUUGGAAAAUGGAAUUUUCUAUUCAAUAUCACUUGACCAUAAACAACCAAUUAAACGAUCAGAAUUCAAUAAGGUAUUAUAUAAAAAAAAUAUUUCACCACAAAAAGCGCAAUAUAAAUUACUGAUCCUAAAGGGAGGGGGGAGCAAGAACGGGGGAAGUCAGCUAAACAAGAAUAAAAUAUAGAAUUAAUAUGCACAAUUGCUGUUUCAUUUUGGUGGUGGUCUUGGAAUAGAUGAAAUUGAUUUUAGACAAAUGUAUGGAAUUUUUUUGAAUUAGAAAUAUUUUCUAUUUAGAUAACAGGAAACAAGAACGGUUACCAAGCAUCGACUACGCAUGUUGAUAUUUUUAAUGUGAGAUUUAUAAAGAUACAAUCAAGUGAAAGUCAGUACUUUUGUCUCAGAAUAGAAUUGUGUGGAGAAGGUAUACCUUUAUAAUACUCAGUGAUAUUAGUUUGUUCACAGGAAUUUGUUUGAAAUUUUCUGUGGAAAAAGCGCAUUUUCCCAUAUAAUUAAUAUAUUUGUUUUUUAGACAUAGUUUUGUUUAUUGCAAAUAUGAGCGAGCAUUCGAUCAGAACCGAUAUUCUGUCCUGGUGAGCCUUAAAGGUCCUAAAAAUUAAAAUAUUCAAAACCAUCUGAAACAAAUUGCAAAAAAAUAACAAAACCUCUAAAAAUUACAGAGAAUUAGCCUUUCUCACGAAGGCCAAAAUCCACCAUUUUGGGGGGUACUGUCUGCGCUGGCGAAAAAUUCUAGACAAUUCAAAAAACGUAAACAGCGACUUUUAAAAGUUGCAACUGUAAAUUCACCAUUAUACAAACAACUACAGUACUAAAAAGUCGCAUUUCGUGGUGCGGAGACUCUCAAACGUGGGAGAGACAGUAUCAAAAAUGGCGGGAAAAUCGUCCGUGAGAAACGCUAAUUGGAAGCAGUCCAAAAUUUUAAAAUUUCCGUCCAAACCAAGAUACAUCAAUAGCACAUUUAAUUCCUUGCUAAACUUUAUCGUGUUUCUAUUUAGCUCAAAUGCCAGCUUCUGUACAAGACAUUAAAAUUCAACCAUCAUUUACCUCGGCAAGUGUGACGUGGAAGCUACCAACCUCCGCUUCAGUCUCUAGUUAUAUAACACACCUCGUUAUAUAUCUCAACGGUACAGAAAAAAAGCGUAUAUUUCGAAGUACUCAAAUUAACAUUGAAGGACUUACACCGUAUACUUGGUAUAAAGUUGAAAUUGUGACUCAGGAUGGUUCUUCGCAGAGCAGCGAAAAAGCGGCCUCUGAAAUGUUAAGGACCAAGAAAGGUAAACAAAACUGUAUGUACCUAAAGGCCAUGUUACACGGUGCAAUUUUUCUUGCAACUUGCAAUGCAAUUCUACUCUUGAGAGAUGUUAAUUAGUGAAAUCAGUGAAGAAUUUUCGAUAUGUUCAGAAAACAUCAACGGAGUGUAACGAAGACUCGUACUUGGCAAUUUUACAUCUCUCAAGAGUAGAAUUGCAUUGCAAGUUGCAAGAAAAAUUCUACCGUAUAACAUGGCCUUAAAUCCUAUGUUCAGCUGCCCUCUAAAAAAAGCAACUUCCCACUGAGAAAAAACGACCUUCCAUAUUCAUUUUUUUUAUAUAAAAAAUAUUUUAUUUAAAUUCAAAAAUUGACAAUUGCGCCAAAAGCCACUAAAGGCUUAUCUGGGGCGCCCUUGAUUAAAUGAUCUUUUGUUUGUUGUGAUCUUCUUGUACACCACAAGAUAAUUAUUUUUUAGAAAAGAGAUGAGGGUUUUUUUUGAAAAGAAGGGUCAUGAAGUUUGAUUUGUGAGUGUACGUUAGUUUUGUAAUAUUCCAAGCAAUUCUCUCAAGCCACUUGAUUGAUAUAUACUCUUGCUGUAUUGGUAACAGAAGAUUGAUACUCGACUGUUAACUCUGUUUCAGGCUCCGUGACCAACUACGGCACCAAAAUGGAAAAUUUUCAUUGUUCUCCAAGACAACGUAUUGACAUCAAGAGGGCUGUUUAUGGAGAUUUCUAUAAGAAUGGCAAGUUUGAUGGUAGUGCACUCAUCGAUACGAAAUGCAGUGCACUGACCAACUGCCAGGUGAAAUCACGUUGUGGUGGGAUGAAAUCCUGUGAAUUUACCGUGAACGACAAUUUAUUACCAUCGCAGUAUUGCCCUGAUACUGGAAAAGAAAUUUACACCGAGCACGAAUGUGUUGAUACCUAUAGUUCAACUACCAUAACAGGUAAAGUGGAUAUUGUAAAAUGUGCAAAUGUUAAACUGUAUCAUGAUAAUGGAAUACAGUAUAUACAGCAUGUCUUUGCACUGAAUUUGUUGUGUUGGCCGAUGGCUUUACGAAAGACGUUACAGUGGAAAUAAUAAUAUAUAGCGGAAAAUAAUAAAAAAGACCAUGCAUUCAAACAAGUCAAACAGCAACCAUUUCACUGUCGACUUGACAAUAUUGGUUGAAAACAUGUUUGUUUAACAAUGGAUUCAACAUUGUUUGUGUUUGUUUGGACAUUUUGUUUGGUAAUUCUGACUGGCUAAUGGUGGAAGAUGUACGUUGAAGCAGAUUGACUUCAUCAUGGAAUGGUUUAACUGAACCAUAAUGUUCAAAUAGUGUUAAAAUGUUGGAUCGUGCAUGAAUGCAAUUUCGCCGGGCUUUGCAUUCAUUUAAUAAAAUGAAUCAGAAUAGCGUGCGAAAGCAUGUCUAGACCCAAAUUAAUGUUCGACCAACAUGCUGGACUGGUUAACUUGAACAUAAAGGGCCCAUGCAUAACGUUUUAAAGCCCGUUGAAAUUUUUGCUGCGAUUUAGAAUCUCCCUCUUAUGGAUGAGCUAUGAAUGUUCAGAUUCAUGUGCUCAAAAUACUUGUGACUUAUCUAUUCGUUCACUGCAGUACGUCGAAGUUAGGACGACGGAAUAUAUGCGUCUAUAAUAUACAUCCUUAGUAUCCUUUAGAAAAUAUUUCCUUGUUAGCAAUUCACACCUAAUGCGACCCAGCUUUGUCCGCCAUUCUUAGGUGGCAAAACGCAUGGAGACAGCGGACUCUUGGUAACAAGCAAAGGAGUGAAUUUAGUGAAUAUAUAUUUUUUAUAAGUAGUAUUUACUUCACUGAAUUGCUUCUUAGCUUGUUGUAGCGAUCUAUAACUACGCGGGCAAGGCGUAGUCGCAUCGCGUCAGGAAGGAUAUAACAUUUUUUCCAAGAAUAAAUCUUCUCUUUCAUUGAAAAUUUCUUUUUCAGCAUCUAACAUACGAUUAGGGACUUAUCCAUACCGUGGUUACAUCCAAAUAAAGCAUGGUUCAACUUGGAGAUAUGUUGUUGAGAAAAAUUGGGAUAAAAUUCGUCAGAAAAUGUUGUGCCAGCACUUGGGAUUUAGAGAGACGGAUGCGAACCAUAUAAAUACUUACUGGUCUCAGAGAAGUCACAAAAUUGCAACUGGGGACGUAAUAUGUUAUAACACACUGCCAAGUGGAACAUCCUGUUGUACCCAUCUUGUUCCUUCUACAAAGACUUCUUACCUGUCGUACGUCAAAUGUGAGUAAUGACAUAAGUAACGGUCACUAAAUCAGCUCAAAUUAACUACGGUUGAUAUCCAACUCACCUGAAUAUAAUUAUAAUUUUUGUUAUGUUUGUGUAAUAAGUGUAGGAAAUUAGACGGUUUGAGAAGUAUUAAUGGAAAAUAACACGUCAUACUGAUAAAUUAGAUUUAUUGCGCUGGAAGCAUACAAACAAUUUGGUAUAAUUAUAAUUUCGUACUUACUAUACUAAUGGUUUAAAAUUUAGAGUUGAAUGAAUAGAUGGUUCAACUCCUAGGUAGGUAGGACAAUCUACCUAACUUACCCAAACAUAGAAAGAUAAAUGCAUGAUGGAUUUCGGCUCUCGUCCUCGUCACAAAUUUGCGAUUACAUUAAAUUGAACAGAUUCGUGCAAUAGCCCGAUACCGGUGAGGCGUUAAUUUAACGUCUAUUUUAACUGUAGGCAAAAUAUGCGAUAAUCCGUUAUUCCGUGACGCAAGAACUUUUCCAGACUCCGUAUUUUCUGGUAAUGGUGAUCGGUAUAGUAGAUACAGACAUGCAAGGAUUGCUAAAGGUGGCUGGUGUGCUUCAGGUUCCGCACCUUAUCUUUUGAUUGAUCUUCAAAAAGAAUAUCACAUAACAUGGGUUGUGGUUAUGGGUAAUAAAGAUCAGACACAAUGGAGUGAGACAUAUUCAAUGAAAUACAGUCACAAUAAAACUUUGGUGGAUACGAGCAGCGAAAUACAGGUAUAUUUGCAAAGUGCGCGUAUAUUUUAAGCAGUGAAGUACAAGUAUAUACUCAAAAAGAAUAUCACAUGACACGGGUUGUAGUUAUGGGUGAUAAAGAUCAAACAAAGAUCAUAUUCAUUGAAAUACAGUCAUGACACAACUUAUUAAAAUAACAAACAUGUAUUGAUGAUUAUAAUAAAGUAUUUCCUACAAUGUGUGUUAGAUAAGCGUUUAACAUAAUUCUUCAAAAUUUACCUUAAAUCCUGUAUUAAGCCCCAGGGACUUUGGAAGGGAAGCUCAGUGAAGAGGAAAGGAGUUAGUUGAGGAAGAGGGUUUAUAUAAUUUGCAUAAGAUAGUCCAGCAACUAACAUGAAUUCCCAGGUCAACUAAUAGAUCUGUUAAAGAUUCGUGUGUAUCUUUCUUGUGAAGGGCGAGGCAUGCGAUGGGGUGGGGGGCAAGGUUAAUAAAAUAGGGCCGCAUAAAUUUCUUUAUCUAGAUAUGGAGUUUUCAAGUAAUACGUUCACAUGAUGCUGGAUGAAUUCGGAACAAACGUACUCAAAUUCGCCCGGUUCUGCAUCUUUACACGGAACCGGAUUACUACAAGACGAAAAAUGUUCACGCGGAACCGGACGAAUUAACGUUCAUGGCGCUGUCUAAUUUAGGAGCUAUUUCGGUACAAAACGAGACCUAAUUUAUUGGGUCUCGAAUUGGUACGGCUAGCUGUCCUGGAAUUCGUCCGGUUUUGUGUGUCCCAUGUGAACGUAAAGCGAAACCGAUUGAAAUUGAGUAUGGUUCGGAACCCAAAAUUCGGCCCCGUGUGAACGGGGGCUAAGGUCGAGAGGAGCUUCGAUCUAAGAGCUUUGCAUUGGCAUUACUGACAGCAUUUACAGUUAUAUUAUUAAAAUGCAUUUAAAUUUUACUUGCCUAUACCUACGCAAAGCAGACUCAGUACAACUCAGGGAUUUAAAACUUAUCUCUGAAUUCUUAGUACUAUCUUUCAGAUAAAAGGAAACCAGAAUGGCUACCAAGCGUCGACUACGCUCGUUGAGAUUUAUAAUGUGAGACAUAUAAAGAUACAAUCAACUGGAAACACGAACUUUUGUCUUAGAAUAGAACUCUGUGGAAAAGGUUAGCUUAUUUUCUAUUACGGUCUAAAUAAUCAUUUUAAAUUGGUUGUCUCAGAUACAUUUUCUGUUGACCAAUAUCAUUUUGUCAAAUUUUAACCAAUAAAAUACUGGUCAAAUAAGUGCAUUAAGAUAACCAAUUCAAUGGUUAUUUUUACCAAUCUGUUUUUACAGUGGUAUACUCUUAAGCAUCUUCAUUACAGUAUCACCAAAAAAGAAAGGUCUUCGGGCUCAGAUUAAGGUUAGGGUUAUAUUAGGGUCAGACUAAGUUUAGAUUAGGGUCAGACUAAGUUUAGAUUAGAAUCAGAUUAAGAUUAGAUUAGGGUUAUGGUUAGAGAUUAGAUUAGGGUUAGGGUUCAAAUUAGGGCGCCAUUGGAUGGCUCAGAUGAUCAUCCUUGUUGGGUAUCGCCCUGUAUUUCUCAAUUUAUAGAAAUCCUGGCUGUUUAUACCCAUUGAGAUGUGACACGAGUAAUCCUGCCACGCAUGCCGAGAAACCCAUCCACAUAUUAAUUUGGUUAAACGACGGGUAUUCCGUCUCAACGUUUUCAUAUUCACCGUAUCAGACGGAAAUUUGUCAGGCAAGUCUCCCGUCUUAGAGACAAAAUCCGUCUUCUAAUAUAUGAAUUUCAUGGAGUGGAAAGAAUAUCUAAAAUGGCGGACAUUGUUUUUUUUGAUCUCGCAAAUUUGACAAAUAAUUUUACUGAUUUUCUUCUAUUCUGUCUUAAAUUCUUGAAAAUUUUAUCGUUUUAUCUUUGUCCAAUUUCAGCUUUUAUAGCUUGACCCGCAGCUUCCAAUUAUAAUGCGACAAAAAAUCGGAAUACAUCCCUUCUUUUUCCACAAAUUGUUCAGGUUUGUUUAGCCUUAGGUUGUAAAUUGGACUUAUACUUAACAUAUCAAACGUUUCCAAAUUUUUAAACACUUGUCAUGCAAAACCAAGCUGCAUCAGUAGCAUUCUUAAUUUCUUACCAAACUUUGUGGUAUUUUAUAUUUAGUUCAAACUCCAGCUCCUGUAUACGAUAUUAACAUUACACCAUACGAACGUGAAGCACGUGUGACGUGGAGAAUACGUACAGCACCAGAAAACUCCAGUUACAUAACAAGGAUCAUUGUAUAUCUCGGUCGUAGAAAAUACCAGACUAUAUCUCGAGGAACUGAGAUUGAUAUUAAAAGACUUGAACCGAACACCACGUAUCAAGUUGAAAUUGAGACUGAAGAUGGUUCUUCGCAGAAGAGCAAAAAAGUUUCUAGAAAUCUUAAUACUAAGAAAGCAGGUAAACGUAGCAAGUAGGUCUGCUGAAACAUAUAUAAGUAUCGUAAAUCCUUUUUUGAUAAACUCCCUUCUGAAAUAGGCAGCACCUUCUCUGAUAAGUCCCGAAUUAAUUCCAUGAGUAAUGAUAACGUAUUUUUGAUGCGCUUUUCUUUGAUACCACAAUCAUUUAAGAAAUAAGAUAAUUUUGUUUUGCUAAUUUUACGUGGAACAAAUGGAACAUCUUAAUUGUUGUAUUCAUCUUGUAUACCUUGUACAACUUCAGAUAUUUACAUGCGUGUACAAGUAGCGGGCGUGACAUCAGUUCAAACAGACCAUAGUUGAGGUCUAAAUUAGAAGCAUAUUUACUUUUGCAAGGCUUCCGAAACGUAAGCCUGCGGGAUCAUCAGGAGUGCUAUAAUUGUAUAAUUAACAAUUAAUCACCGAAGUGGAGGGGAACAGUAGUUUUAUAAAAUACCUCAACACUUGACAAAACCGCAGCUUCUUCACCCCCGAGUAUCUAUGCUAUUUUUAUCAUAGUAUAUAUCUUAUUCUUCCCUGAUAAUGGUUUAAGCGUACAGUUAAACAAUGUAUAGCACAGUAUACCUAAACAUGUAGAACGAUAAUGCCUCUAGUUGGGAUCCUCUUUCGUUAUAAAUUACCCCAUUUUCUUUUCUUUUCACUGAAGGCGAAAUAUGUGGUAACCCUUUACUCGAAGACAUACAUCGCACCUUUCCAAACAAAGUAUUUUCUGGCAAUGGUGGUUCCAAUGAUUAUCAAAAUGCGAGGUUUACUGGUCGUGGCUGGUGCCCUUCGCGCUCUGGCCCGUAUCUUUCACUCGAUCUUCAAAAAGAAUAUCACAUAACACGGGUUGCGGUUAUGGGUGAUAGAGAUCAGACUAAAUGGAGUGAGUCAUAUUCAAUGAAAUACAGUCAUGAUAAAACUUUGCUGGAUACGAGCAGUGCAAUAAAGGUAUAUAUUUGCUAUGAAAAUAACAAAAAUGUAUAUUGAUGGUUGUGAUAAAAUACUGUCCUGAAAAGAUUGUAGGUAUAAAUCUAUAGCAAUUAACGUUAUUCUUAACCUCAAUCUAACCCUUUACUUCAGGCUUAUUAAUUUAGUCCAAAACAUGUUUAAGGUGGCCCAGCAAAAACUAACCAUGAAUUUCCAGAUUAGUUAGCAUAUUCACUAAACGGCUACAUGCAUGUGUUUCUUUCUUGUGAAGGGAUAGGAAAAGGGAGACGUUAAUAGCAAGUGGGACUGAAUAAAUUUCUCCACCACACCCGGAAAUUGCACAGAAAAAUUGCCAUUUCGCUGAUUUUCAUUCUAAAAGUAGUCAUUUAUAAGAAUACUUUCGCGCUUUUUGGUUUGCUUUGUUUCGAAUUAUUUAUGGCGAAAAAAGCUGAAAUUUUAAGUUUAGAUAGUUAUUAAGGUUACAGGACACCCUUUUUGGCGUUUUGCGGAAAAUCGCUACUGCGCGCUCAAUAUCAGUCCGAUUUUCAUCAAAUUUUCACCAAAUGUUCUCCAGUGCAUGCAAAAUAUGGUAAAGUUGUAAAAUUAACAAACAAUAAAAUAAUGUAAGAAUUAUUCAGGAAAAUCUUAAAUCGUGGUACCGUAACGCUUUUGAGUUGUGCUCCUGCUGGUUUUAAGUUAUGUUUAUGAAAAUGUCAUUUUUAUACAGUAAAAUAGUUGUUCUAAAAAAUUGUGUUCGGAAAUUUUUGUUUAUUUCGUCAUUCCGCUGAUAUGGCGAUUUCUUUGACGACUGCAAUAUAUUUCUGAAUUGUUUGAGUGAAUUGCUCUUUAUUUUUAAAAUAUCCAAAAUUAAAAAAAAGCGGAACACAAUUUUGAAACUGACGUCUUUAGCUAUGCCCUGUGAAAAUUUGAGAAAAAUUGGUUAAAACCCGCAGGAGCACAACUCGUUUGAAAAUCAGUAAUCACCGUAAAACUUUUCGGGAGAAAAUUGAAUUUGAAUAUUACAUUUCCAAUGUUUUUCUUAUUGCAGCGAAAUGUAUUUUAUUAAAUAACUCUGCGAGUUUUCAACAUUUUCCGUUCAAACUUGGUCAGAUAGUAGAACUAGUCUAAUGCUUUCAUUGAAACCAAUAAAAAAAAUUUAGGCAAAAUUAACACUCAAAGGUGUUCUGUAACGAGGGCCCUGAAGGGGUAAAAUGGGAACUGGGAUUGAUCUAAUUUUAGACUGGGAAAAUGGAUUUGGGUUACUGGGAAUGGGAAAUGAAGUCCUCAAAAAUGGGAAUGGGAUUGAGGUAAUGCGAGUCGAUUCCCAAUUUUUCUACAUUUUAAGUGUUUUAAAAUACAAUUUUGAUCCGUUUUCGGUGUCUUUGGGUCAUGAUUUUUGUUGUUAACUAUAUUAUUCACAGCACUACCUGCGAACAGGCAUACUCUGGCGCCCGGAAUUCUGGGUUUUCUGAUUAUGCGUGUCUCCGAAUACUGCAAAUGCCAUUUCUGGGAUUCAAAUUUUAAAAUUUUCUGUGCCUUCGGCACAAGCCCCCCGAUAUUUCAUAAAGUGUCUGCCACUUGCACACACAGUGGUUUAAAAAGUUUUAAAACUGUUUAUUCUACCAAUAAAUAAAGGGUUUUUUAUUGACUGGGAUUUCAAUAACUCGGACUGGGAUUUCUAAUAAAAAUCCAACUGGGACUGGGAUUUUGCCAAAAUUUCAGGUGGGAAAUGGGAUUGGGACCCCCCCUUCAGGACCCUCUGUAACCUUAAAAUUAAAUGCGCUUAUAUAAGUCUUACUAUCUUGCAGAUAACAGGAAACCAGAAUGGCCACGAAGCAUCGACUACGGACGUACGCGUGGGUAUUUAUAAUGUUAGAUAUAUAAAGAUACAAUCAACUGGAAACACAGACUUUUGUCUCAGAAUAGAACUCUGUGGAGAAGGUACGUUAGCUUUUUUUUAUUACUGGUUGUGUAAACAGGAUUUUCGCUAUAUGCGUUAUUACUGGUUAGAUUGGAAAAUUAGCCAUUCGAAAUUACUAGACGUAAGCAAACUUUUACUUUGCUAUUUCUCUUAGCCAUUUUGCUCCAUUUUACAACUUGACAAUAACCACCGUUUUCCUUCUGAAAUCACUAAAGGUGGCGUGGCUAAAACUGUUAACUUAGGGACCGGUCAUUAAAUAUGGCAAGGGGGAUGGAGGAGAAAGUAGGGGGUCCUGAAUUAUUUUUUCAUUGAGAUGGGGGGUUCUUGAAAAUUACAUAUUAUGUGAAAGAGAGGGGGUCUUCGGAUUUUUCCCAACAAAAGGAUUGUUUCUCGUUAUAUACUAUGAACAGCCAAAAGAGAUGCAUAAAAUGCCCUUUAUUAAACUGGAACACUGGGUAUUAACAUAACGAGUAAAGCAUAAAAAACUCAUAAUAUAAAAGUGGAUGUAGGCGAGACAAGCAUAGACCAUAGAGUAACCUACCUAAAUAGAUUGUAAAAUAUUUAUUUGGCUAGUUUCACCAAAUUUUAUACCUCUUUUAAUACACUUCAUUGAUCACUUGCUCUCCUAAGCUUUGUCCUAAUCGGGCCAGCAAUCAAUACAAAACUACAGGGUGUAUCAAAAUAAACGCAAUUCAUUUUUUGUGCUUAAUAACUUUCGAAAUACUAUUUCUAGUUAAACGCAUUUAGGUUUACUUCAAAGCCUGUUCUUUUCUCUUUCAAACAAACUAUUAUCCUUGUCUCCAAUGCUAGUAAUGAUUGCACAGGAAAAGAUUUAGUAAAACCUAUCAUUUUUAGUUGCUGUUUAAUUAUGCAAGUCUACUAUGUUGUUGUUUAGUCGGUUUAAAUGUUAGAAUUUUCUUCUUUAAACUUUAAUGUUGUCGUCACUACAUCUGGAAAACCACGUAAGAACAAAUUAAAAGUAUUUUAAAAGAGACCAGGUUGUUUGAAAAUCCCAAACGAACGCUAAAAAUCAUAGAAUCAAAACAUUCUGGUGUCUGAGCCAGAGUGUCAUCGAAUUACGAUGUAAUGUAAACAGAAAUUAUAGCAAGCUGAUGUCAGUCAGCUUAGAUGGUCCAAGCCAAAAUUAUAUCGCAUUUGAAGUUUCAAACUGUGUUAAAAAUAGUGGAAGAAAAGCCGUAAUUAUACUUAUUGUUACAAUCCAUUUAAUAAAAUGCAACAUUUGUUUGUUUUAAUGAAAAAAUCAGUUAUUUUCAUGAGAACGAUUUGUUAUUCCAUCUCAAUUUUUUUAAUCUCAAAUCGCAAUAACGUAAAGUAUUAUUACCCGCGAACCAAUGAGUCAAAUUUAAGAAACAACCCACUGUUAGAAAGCUGAAUGGCUACGCUUUAAAAUGAAUGUAAACUUUAACGUUUUCGUUUAUUAUUUGUUUAGCAAUUUACAUUUCAGUCGAGGAUUGCGUUUUUUUUUAUACACCCUGUAUAUUUUCAAGCGGUACAAGAGGGAGGGGGGGUCUUUAAAAAGUAUAAAAUGUAUAAGGGGGGCCUUGAAAAGGCAUAUAAUUUUUGAGGGGGGCCCCAAAAUUUUUUUCACAAUUUCUAGUUUCUCCUCCAUCCCCCCCUGCCAUAUUUAAUGACUGGUCCCUUAUGGCAAAUUAUGGAGAUUAGGUUUAAAGCAUUUCUUUAAAUUUAGAAAUAAUAUUUGGAGAAAAUUAUACUGAUUAUUUGGUGUCCCUAUCAUCAAGAUUUCGUUUCAUGUAAAAAUUAUUUGUAUAAAUGAGUCAGAAACCUUCACAAGUAAAGGGAAUUUAGCCAAACUCCCUUUAGUUGCUGUUUUCUACCGUUUUUGUCCCAAAGCAGGUAAUUUGAUGUAUUCAAAUAACCUUUUAACUUUCCCUAAAGUGCUGUAAGUUUCAUAAGUGUAAAAAACUUGACUGUUGCGCAGGGGCCGGGGAAAACGUUCCCAUGAGGCCUUAUGACAUCAUAAUUGUAAAACGGGAGUGGUUUUAUAUUUUCAGUUAAGCAAUCUAUAUCUAAGGGCCUUCGUUUCUUUUGCGGCCCUUUUGAUCUAGGAGUUUGUUGACAAAAUGCCCCUUUGUCCCUCUCUACAUCAGGAAUAUUUGGUGACUUGAGCAAUUACUUAAAGCGAAUUUUAGUCCCGUAGUGAAUGUAAGUCUUUACACCAGGAUAAAUUCCUUGCUAACGUUUGCGUUGUUUUCAAUCUUAGUUCAAAAACCUGCUUCUCUAUACGAUAUUAAAAUUACACCGUCAAACACCUCGGCACAAGUGACAAUGGGAAAUCCAGCGCCUGAUACGUCCAGUUACAUAACACUUUACCAUAUUGAACUCAACGGAAGCUAUCUAAAGAGAAUACGUCGACAGGAACCUAGAACUGAAUUCAAUAUUACUGGACUGACACCCUUCACUAACUAUACUGUUAGAAUUUGGGCUGGAGAUGGCUCUUCACAAUGGAGUAGCAGCACAGAUAUAAUAUUUAUGACCAAUACAUCAGGUGAAGAAAUCUGAAUAUAUCUUAACUAUGUGUAUAUAGCAAUGUGCACAAAUGUUUUUUUCAACUAUGUUUCCGCAUCUCCUUGAAAGAAAAAAAUAUUUCGAAGAAAAAGGGACAUAAAGACCUUGUAGGUGGAUCUGGGGUCCAUCCCCAGGAAAUGUUUAUAUUUCUCAGCCUCUGGAGCUUGAUUUUUGUUUUUUAGACACAAUUUUUUAUAUAUUUUAUCCGCUAGAUAAAGGUUUGGUCAUGGGAAUAUGAAAACACUCUUCUUACCUAAGUUAUUCUUCGCUUCCUUGCUGAUAUAUUAUACAUUCGCUGAUGGAGGGGGUAUAACAUAGGUCACUGAAGGUGCCAACUUUGGGGCCUUAUUAUAUUGUCAUCCUGAAUUCAGUUCAAGCAUUAAUAACUGCCUCCUUGCAACUAUAUCCUAAACUUUACCCCAAAAGCUUACCUAACUCAAACCCCGUUCUGCUCAAUAGUACUCUCUAAUUUAAAUUAAACCUAUAAUUCUUGCCGUAAUCCGGAAACAUAAAAAUCUCCCCAAAAGGACUCCCAAUACACUUCUUGCUUUCAGAAAGUACUUCAUCUGGCUCGUUUUUCGUGAAAGUCACAUAUACGACACAGAGUUCUAUAACCAAAGUGACGAACGUUCUGGAAAUGUAUAUUGAUAGCAAUGAGUGACAUCAUCUUCUUUUUCUCUUUUUUCAGCACCUAGUGGAGCUCCAGGGUCGGUGGCUUUCACAAACCGCAGUAACGAACAACUGACAGUAUCCUGGAGUGCUCCAUCUAGAAAAUCACAGAAUGGUAAACUGACAGCAUAUAGAGUUUGCUAUUCUGACAAAGAAAAUUCAAGUAAUCCAAGUUGCUUUCAAAAAAAUACUGUGUCAAAUACCACUGUGAUAAAAAAACUUCGACCUGCUACAAAAUAUUUUGUGACUGUCGCGGCUGCUACGAGUGCUGGUUAUGGGCCCAAGAGUAUGGAAAUCAGUAAAAUUACAAAUGGAGGUAAACACAAACCAGAUUAAGUUUGUUUGAAGCAAAUUUAUUACAGCAACCUCGUGACUGAAAAUUGUUUGUAACCAACCAUGCACAAAUAUUCCAUGAAUUCUUUUCGUUUACCAACAAAGUGUCUAACAAAGUGAAAAUAUAUCGGUCUAAUUCUCCAUGCUGCUGCUUCACGUCUUGAUUGGUAUGGUAGGCGUGUAGACAUUUUCAACAAACAGUUGAUAGCUUGGUAAUAAACUUGGUAAAAGCAAUCCAAGAACGACUUUAUACCAGUUGUGGAACAGCUUUAAAACUAUGGUUCUACUGAAAGAUGCUUGGAAGAGGCAAAUAAUACAAACAUUACUUUAUACCAGCUUGAUGGAAGAGCUUUGUAACUGUUCUACCUCAAGUCUCCUGCAGACACGUGUACAUGUAAUGUGUCUUUGAGGAGAGUGAGUUUAGCACAUAGGCAUUGAUUUUAACUAGCCGAAAUAGAUUUAUGUAAAACUUCAAUAUGUUUUAGUAAUACAUUCAAUCAAGUUAAUGGCAUAUACUACUCGUGAUUUUUUAGAGAGUGUGAAUCCUGUCGCAACGUCUUAUUCAAGCCUAAAUAUAACUAUAAUCAAACCUGCGACGUAUAUCAAGUAAGUAUAUCUUGCAUGAUCAUUAUUAGAUAGCUUUAGAUGUUACUACGACUAUGAGAUUCGUUGUUUGCACAUACUUGUUACCUUAUGCCAUUACGUACGCGCGCCAUAAUCUUGUAGGCUAGUAGAUGCUUGUUUUAUUGCGAAACUUUCAAAAACCCCGUUGUCUAUUUGGAGACGGCUACGACGGGUUUAUAAUGCGUCAGUACAAAAUGCGUACGUAAGAAGAUGGCGUCAUGGCGUAAAAAUAAUAUGGCGUGUCCAAAUAACCAAUCUCGUUCUUAAUCUCUCUAUAAUAAACUCAUUAAUUAAGAGACUGGAAAAGAGACAUGUACACAAAGGGAAAAUUUACGAAAUUAUCACUAAACAAUAACAUUAAUCGUGGUGAAUAAUCCUGAUCUACUUUUGCUGUUCAAUGGAUGGAUUAAUAUAACAUUCAAAAAUGAACGACGUUUAGUAUAUUAUAGUCAUAUAUAAACACGUGCACCUCAAUUCAGUAAAAUUAAUACAGAUUGAAAUAAAAUGUAUAAACGUUUUAGCAAAAAUAUACUGGACAGAUAUGCAUGAACACAUGACAAAUUUAGAAAAAGUACAAAGCUAAAACUAGUCAAAAGAAUGAAUAACUCGUGGCAUGAAGAAUUGGCGGGAUUUGCCAAAAAUGAAAAACACAUAAACAUUCUGGUCACGUUAACUUGGUAAGUGUCAUGAAAGAGCACAUAUAUUGAUUACCCAGAUUAUGGCACAAUGCGUUUCUGUAAUGAUGGCAUGUUUUGCAUUUAGAGAAGUAAUGAUCAUCGUACAAGUUGCUCCGAAAAAUCGUGGCUUGGAAGAAAUUGGAAAAAGUGAUCUGAAACCUUACCAGGAAAACAUGAAUGUUCCUUAUAUCACUGCUUAUUUGAAAGCUGAUGUUUUACCUCUGACGUUUGUGAUCGGUGAUGGCAAGGAGUAUAACUCUGAAAAAGAAAAAUACUUGAACCAACUUCUAGAACAGAAUUCAAAUUAUAUUGUGUUCCUGAGAUUUUUUGAAAGUCGGGUACAAUCUGUACGUAGUAUUUCCUCUAUUUGCCCCGGGUGCUUAUUUUCCAGUAGUUCUUGCCUGGAGGCUUAUAGUAGAGAGAGGACGUAUAAAUAGAUGCCGCCAGAGCUAAAUAGAUUUUUGCGUUUGUUAUACUUUAGAUAGUAACAUUUAUUUAUUUUAUACUCAAGGUUUUUUGAAGAUGGCCUUUUAGUGCUGGAGUCACUAUGAGGAACAAAUAGAUUAACUUUAAACUAAGAAAAAGCUCGAACACAUGAUUAACACAUAAACAAAAAACAUUACUCUGCAUGAUAUAAGGCCACAUAAAAAAAAUAGUUGGUUAGCGUCCCCGCCCGCCCACAAAAAAGGCCCCGCUCAGGAUUUUUUUUAUUUUUUAUUUAAAAAAACCCGACUUUUAUUGAUCAACGGGCUCUAAUAUAUGUAGUAUUUCUGUUGACUGUAGUCAAUUGUGUUAAUAAUUUGCGAAAUUGCGUGCGAAAAUGACGGUAUGAAUUAUAUUUUGAAAUAUAUAAAAAAAAUAUCUGUACUGCGCAAGAAAAUCCAGUUUCGGACCUAACAGUGAGUAAAACUAAGGCGUUAAAAAUUAGUAAAAAUUUAAAAAAAAGCGCCCGCCCGCCCACUUUUUGGCAAAAGCUAAGGACGCUAACCAACUAUUUUUUUUAUAUGGCCUAAACAUAAUUCUUUAUAAAAAUAUUAAAUAGUGCUCGAGUUUUGUUAUAGGUCUAUGUCAAGGGAGCUAAAUAGAGGAAAUACGUACGAUAAAUAGUCAUUCAUGUAAGUGAUUUACGUAAUGCACUUAAACUGUCCAUCAUAGAUAAAAUUUCAAUUACGGUAUUUUUCGUCUAGGAUUCGUACUACUCGACAGAAUGGAGCAGUGUUGUUAAAACAAUGGUAAAACCAGGUAAAUGAUCCCUGAAAAGAUUACUUUAACAAAUCCAUAUAUUAUAUGUACAAAAUGAGACUAAAAAUAUAAGAGAUUAAGAGUUAAGUUCAUCAGAUCAUGUGAUGUUAUGAACUUUUCUCUUUAGUUACUGAUACGCAUUUAGUACAUUGAUACAGCUCAUGCAAUGUAGUGAAUUAUAGUAAAGUCCAACAGAGCAGUGCAGUGACAAAACAGUUCUAUACAGUACAGUAUGGUAAUAGGUUGAACUGUACAAGAGCAACCAUCGUCAGUGAUACUGAAACGUAUGCUGAAUAAAAAAGCUAUCAAAAACUUUAUAUUUUUGUAGGGCUGAGUGGACCUCCAUUGAACGUGGCCUUUAACUCCCGCGGUAAAACCUCGCUACAAGUGUCCUGGAAAGCUCCUGAAGAAAGAUUACAGAACGUUGAACUGACAGGAUAUCAAGUUUGCUUUUAUACAAGGGACACUGCUGGAGAAUGCUUAGUACUUACAAGCACUAAAGUACUUUCACUUAUACUCGACAAUCUCCAACCUUCAACGAAGUACUUUGUGACGGUCUCAGCCAGCACAAAAGCUGGUUAUGGAAAAAAAAGUUCGGAAGUCAGUAAAAUAACAAGUGGAGGUAAUUCAGUCAGUAUGUACUAUUUACAACAUGAGCGGCCGAAGGCGAGAGUUUGUAUAUCCGAUACAACACGGACGCGAAUGUUGUAAAUGGCUGUAAUGGCUGGAAUGUUGUAAAUCAACAUGAAUCUGUAUCACAUAUACGGACACGACACGCUUAUGAUUUUUCUUUGGGUUUUCUUCAUGAAUUAUAAAUGAGUUUUUUAAUAAUAGUUGGCAUUUAUUUCAAAGAGCACUCGUUUGGACAAACCAGUCAUGAUUUGGACAAUAAAAUUGUGGUUUCCAUAGAACGAAGCAACGCAAUAAAACACAAAGAAUAUAAUAGAAUCCAAAUUCUAUAGAUAUAGUAAAACCUCGAAAAUUGUUACUCACAUAUACUUUUGAAGACGGCAAAAUAGGCUAUUGUAAAAUGGUACUCACCAGUUUAGGGACAUGGACAUGCAUGGACAUUGUCAUAGUGCUUUGAGUCUUGUGACGUGUGACAAUGCAUCCAUUAAUGUGUUUGGUAAUUUUGUUAUCUUUAGAGCCAGUAAAUCCACUCACAACGUCCGAUUACACCUUGAGUUUAAAUAUACCAAAACCAGCAGAAUAUAUUAGGUAAGUUUUUCACAUGAUUUACGGCCAAGGUAUUUGAACAGAGUCUGUGUUUAUAGAUGUAUAGUGCAAUAUAAUGCGACGUUCUCAAAUCUUUUCUAGGCAAAAAUAAACAGCGACAGUCUUUUUAUUUAAAAAGAUGAUCUAGCUGACGAAUUUGCACAGGGAAGAAAAUUUAAAUAAAUUAUACAUAUUUACUUGGAUAUAAACCUUUUGACUUUAAGGACUUUUAUGCUUCGAGCAUGCAGAGAAAUCCUGUCGAGAAGCUGAACUUGGCUUUUAUAGCCUUCUCAUGACCUUUUGAGCAGGCUCUGCAGGCUCAGCCUAGAGCUCGUUCUUAACCUAAUUAGUUGUAACAAUUGCACUAUUUGUACUGCGUUUAAUAAUUAUGUCGUAUUACCUCUGCUAACAGCACUUUGGUUUGUUGCUAUGUUUUUGUUUCUAUGUUGAAAUUUGCUGAUUUAGGGAAGUGGGGGUCAUUGUGCAAAUUGUCACAAAAGUUAACGGUCAAACACCAAGUCAAAAUAUUAAAACAAGCAAACUCAAACCUUACCAAACAAAGACACAAGAUCCUUAUAUCACUGCUUAUUUGAAAGCUGAAGUUCUACCUUUGACAUUUGUGAUCGGUGAUGGGAAGGUGUAUAGCUCUGAAAAAGAAAAGUACAUCAACCAACCUCUUGAAGAGAAUUCAAAUUAUAUCGUGUUCCUAAGAUAUUCUGAAAGCCAGGUAAAUAAAUAAGAUAUCGGAGUAAUUUGGUAAGAUAGUUAUACCACGUACUGAAUGAAAAGACAAGAUUUGCACACUAACAAUUAUGUUCUCGUUUAGGAUUCAUACUAUUCGACAGAGUGGAGCAAAAGCGUCAAAACUAUGAAAAAACGUCCAGGUAAAUGAAUCCCUUUUUCUAAGUUGGUUAUCUAGUUUCACUACAGGAGUUAGUACAUCACGACCUAUAGUACAACUUUCAGCAUAUUUAUUAAUUAAACUAAUUCAUGUCAACUAGAUGAUCAUCCGGAAAAUAUUUUAACCCAUUAUUGUAUCUUAAACAAUUGUUGUAUAAUAGUUUGGAUUUGCUUCUUAGAAAUCAUUACGUUUACUAAUGUAUUUCGCAGAGCUUUUAUCCCAUAUAUAAGUCAGGAUCUCGACCAACCCUUCCAGAUCAAUUAAAACCUUCAGAACUAAAUAAAAGAGUUUUCUUUUUCACAAGCCAAACUACUUCUACUUAUCGUCAUGCAAACUUAUGAGUGAUUUUUCAGAACAAUUGUCUGCGAACACCAACACCUGCCUGGAUGUCAUAAUACCUCCGGUUAUUUUGGCCUUAUGUUUGCUCCUCUCACUUGCUGUGAACGUAUACCAACGUCGUCGCCUUCAAAAUAAUAAUAGAAAGGAGAGUCAUAAACUGACAUCAAGACAAGCUGACCAAACAGGGACAUCCGGUACGUAUAUAAUCUUUUACAUUAGGUAACCAAAUUGACUUCAUAUAGCUUGUUUUUAUUGGAUAUUUAUAGCAAUUCACAAUUGCAUUCUCCGUAUAAUGGCCCAGUAAGAAGCAUCCUGUGUUGAUUCUGUGUUACGGCAUGUAGGAGGAAACCUGGAGGUGCAGUCAAGUCUUCCUUAUUUGGUCAGGUAUUACGAGAAAAGUCUGAGGUGUUUGGCAGAGUCAAACAAAAAGUGAAUUUUUUACCCAUGUUUCAAUAAUGUAUCUAAAUGUAUAUGGUUAAUGGCCGGGUAUGGAUAAAAUGGUAAAAAAAUAUAAAUCGUUGCACAGUUCCACUAUAGCUAGCAUCAAACGUUCACCUGCAUUGUGUAAAUAUUGUAGAUUCCACUCCAGUACCUCUAAAUAGCAAAAAAUCGAUGGAGGUCAUCGAACUGACUGCCGAGAGAGUUUCUUACGUGAAUGACGACACCAUAUAUGAAACUCCUGACGAUGUGAUAGAAAGUAUUGAAAGAUAUGAGGCUGAAUCUAAACAUAAGAUUUCUACAGAAGAGGAAACGUCCGCGUACAUAUCUUUGACAGACCACAAAGAACCUGAAAACUUUUAUCAACCUCUACAAACACUCCGCACCAGUGCUCAUCCACACGAUACGAAGGGUGUUGACGACCAGUCAGCAUUUAAUUUAAAUGUCAGUGCUGUUUAAUUUGAGGUAGAGCAAGUAGUUUGACUACCGGACAAUUGUGAUAUACUUAUCAGGGCUGAGAUAUAUAGAUCAAAACAAAUCUAAAUAUAAAAUAUAAAUUGCGAUGCGCCGAUGCCCAGAUAUAUCUUCAACUGCGCAAUUCAUCAGGAUCAAACAUUAUACAAUACAAUAAUAUUGUCUUUUAGUUUAAAACCCAAGUUGUUGCACAAUGUCAAUGUGCAGUGUAAGCUAAUCUAUGUUAUAGCAGAUAUGAUU
Paramuricea clavata is the source of this 26913-nucleotide messenger RNA. The record is from the annotation of a GenBank genome assembly. Lineage: Eukaryota; Metazoa; Cnidaria; Anthozoa; Malacalcyonacea; Plexauridae.